AUAUGGCGACGAAAUGUGGAUGGGGUGCGAUGAGACGGGAAUGUUGACAAUGUACCGUGGGAAAUUAUUUAAAAGAAUCAAGGAAUAAGAAAGUUCAAUUUGUUAUUAUUCUGAAUUUUUUUUAACGUUUGGAACGAGGGUGAAAGAACCAUGAACCGUCCCACAUCACUACGUGUGAUUUCCCAUGUAAGAAGAUAUUCAUCACAAGUCAAAAGCCAAAAGCUGCACGAAAUGAGGGACCGAAUGAUAAGAGUGGAUCAUGCUGGAGAGUAUGGAGCCAAUAGAAUUUAUGCUGGACAAAUGGCAGUUUUAGGGAGCACUAAAUCUGGUCCACUAAUUCAGCACAUGUGGGACCAAGAGAAAGAACAUUUACGAGUGUUUGAACUCCUCAUCCCAAAAUAUAGAGCUCGACCCACGGCGAUGUUACCGUUUUGGAAUAUAGCCGGCUUCGCCUUGGGCGCAGGAACAGCUCUACUUGGCGAAAAGGCUGCCAUGGCGUGCACCGUAGCAGUAGAAUCCACAAUCACGGAACAUUACAAUAAUCAGAUUAGGCAACUAAUGAGUACCAAUUUGGAAGGAAAUAAAGAACUGAUAGACUACAUUACAAAGUUUCGAGAUGAAGAACAAGAGCAUCACGAUACUGGGCUGGCAGAGGGGGCGGAACAAACACCGGGCUAUGCUGCACUAACUAACUUGAUUAAAACGGGGUGUAAAGCUGCUAUUUGGAUUAGUGAGAGGGUGUAAUAUAAAUUAUAUAACUGACUUUAGUCGUAGUUAGACCAUUGAAUAAUUAAAAGCUGUGAUAAAAGUAAAGAAAUAAUUAAAUAGAUUUCAAACCUC
Messenger RNA from Folsomia candida, 840 nucleotides. It is a transcript of the gene Coq7, whose product is annotated as 5-demethoxyubiquinone hydroxylase, mitochondrial. Gene Ontology annotation, molecular function: 3-demethoxyubiquinol 3-hydroxylase activity. The record is from RefSeq and is a predicted model, not a curated record. Gene Ontology annotation, biological process: determination of adult lifespan; regulation of reactive oxygen species metabolic process; regulation of gene expression. Lineage: Eukaryota; Metazoa; Arthropoda; Collembola; Entomobryomorpha; Isotomidae. Gene Ontology annotation, cellular component: nucleus; mitochondrial inner membrane. The transcript has 4 exons. Bases 151 to 744 code for a protein of 197 amino acids.